This is a messenger RNA of Phyllostomus discolor (pale spear-nosed bat), 1838 nucleotides long. RefSeq names its product uridine monophosphate synthetase (gene UMPS). Lineage: Eukaryota; Metazoa; Chordata; Mammalia; Chiroptera; Phyllostomidae. The transcript is spliced from 6 exons. Gene Ontology annotation, biological process: 'de novo' UMP biosynthetic process; 'de novo' pyrimidine nucleobase biosynthetic process. The coding region runs from base 64 to 1506 and encodes 480 amino acids. The record is from RefSeq and is a predicted model, not a curated record. Gene Ontology annotation, molecular function: orotidine-5'-phosphate decarboxylase activity; orotate phosphoribosyltransferase activity.
GUCACAGGAGCGCCGCGGUCCCAACAUUCUUUGACCUGUGGAGCGAGAGUGGAGUUCCCCACGAUGUCGGCUACCGGAGCAGCUUUGGGAUCCUUGGUAACGGAUCUGUACGACGUGCAGGCUUUCAAGUUUGGGAACUUCGUGCUGAAGAGCGGGCUGUCUUCUCCGGUCUACAUAGAUCUGCGGGGCAUUGUGUCUCGACCACGUCUUCUGAGUCAGGUUGCAGAACUUUUAUUCCAAACUGCCCGAAAUGAGGGGAUCAAUUUUGACACCGUCUGUGGAGUGCCUUACACGGCUUUACCAUUGGCUACUGUCAUCUGUUCAACGAACCAAAUUCCAAUGCUCGUCAGAAGGAAAGAAACAAAGGAUUAUGGUACCAAGCGUCUUGUAGAAGGGGCUAUUAAUCCAGGAGAAAACUGUUUGAUCAUUGAAGAUGUCGUUACCAGUGGAUCUAGUGUUUUGGAAACUGUUGAGAUUCUUAGGAAGGAGGGCUUAAAGGUCACUGAUGCCAUAGUGCUGCUGGACAGGGAACAAGGAGGCAAGGAUAAGUUGCAGGUACAUGGGAUUCGUCUCCACUCAGUGUGUACAUUGUCCAAAAUGCUGGAGAUUCUUGAGCAACAGGAAAAAAUUGAUGCUGAGAUGGUUGAGAGAGUGAAGAGAUUUAUUCAGGAGAAUGUUUUUGUGGCAGCUGAUCCUAAUGAUUCUCACCUAUCUAUAAAGAAAGCACCCCAAGAACUCAGCUUUGGUGUACGGGCAGAGCUGCCCAGGAUCCACCCAGUUGCAUCAAAGCUUCUCAGACUUAUGCAAAAGAAGGAGACCAAUCUGUGCCUGUCUGCUGACGUCUCAGAGUCCAGAGAGCUACUGCAGGUAGCAGAUGCAUUAGGACCCAGCAUCUGCAUGCUCAAGACUCAUGUAGACAUUAUGAAUGAUUUUACUCUGGAUGUGAUGAAGGAGUUAACAGCUCUGGCGAAACACCAUGAGUUUUUAAUAUUUGAAGACCGGAAAUUUGCAGAUAUAGGAAACACAGUGAAAAAGCAGUAUGAAGGUGGUGUCUUUAAAAUAGCUUCCUGGGCGGAUCUAGUGAAUGCUCACGUGGUGCCAGGCUCAGGCAUUGUGAAAGGCCUGCAAGAGGUCGGCCGGCCUUUGCAGCGGGGGUGCCUGCUCAUUGCAGAAAUGAGCUCCGCUGGCUCCUUGGCCACUGGGAACUAUACUAAAGCAGCGGUUAAAAUGGCUGAGGAGCAUUCUGAAUUUGUGAUUGGUUUUAUUUCUGGAUCCCGAGUAAGCAUGAAACCAGAAUUUCUUCACUUGACUCCAGGAGUCCAGUUAGAAGCAGGAGGUGACAAUCUUGGCCAGCAGUACAGUAGCCCACAGGAAGUUAUUGGCAAACGGGGUUCCGAUAUCAUCAUUGUAGGCCGGGGCAUACUGGCAUCAGCUAAUCGUCUGGAAGCAGCUGAGAUGUACAGAAAAGCUGCCUGGGAAGCUUACUUGAGUAGACUUGGCAACUGAGUGUCUCAGAUACAUUUUGUGAAGGUUUGAAGACCCAUUGUCUCCUGAGAGGUAUAGGCUAGAAAUAACAAGCAGCCUUCGAUACUGUUUGGGUUUUUCCAUCAGAAUGACUUCUCAAGUUACCACAGUGUUUAGGAAAUAUUGAAUGGUUGUAAUCACUGCAUUAUUGCUGUAAUAAGUUCAUUUUUAAGCAUUCUUUUCAGUGAGACUGAUGUUGGCUAUGCAUUUACAGUCCCGUCUGUGUUAAAAUCUCCCCCACUAUCUGUAGAUCAGAUUUGAUUCUUUUAAGUGCCAUGACACAAAAAUUUUAGGAAAUACAGAGUACAACAUUU